Spodoptera litura is the source of this 3485-nucleotide messenger RNA. RefSeq lists its product as uncharacterized. The record is from RefSeq and is a predicted model, not a curated record. Gene Ontology annotation, cellular component: nucleus. Lineage: Eukaryota; Metazoa; Arthropoda; Insecta; Lepidoptera; Noctuidae. Gene Ontology annotation, molecular function: zinc ion binding.
UUGUAUAGUUUUGAUAUUGAAUUAUUAUUGAGAUUUUUUAGACAUUGAGAUUGGUUUGAAGAGAAAGCACUCAGGCAGGUAUAAUAACCGCGCGCAAUAACUGGUUAGAAAUGUUUAUAGACGACACUUCAAUCGUUUGUCUAUCGACGAUUAAACGCCAUCUGUCGGGAGAAAAUUGGCUCUUUGCCACCCUAAUAAUAAAAAUUGAAGAAUAAUUAGAUUGACAUUAAUUUAACACAAAUUCUUAUUUUCAAAGUCUAGUUUUUUUGAAAUUGCUUAUUAUGGUAACAUUCUUUAUGUGAGAUGUAACCUAAGCCUAAUUUGUUCCGAAGGUCACGACUGAGCUUAAAUAAUUUUACAAGGUCAACUUUAUCAAAGCGUUCUUUCGUCUAUCUCCUUCUACCUAGAGUACUUUUUCUGAUGUGUGAAAGAGUAAGAGGACAAUGUAUACUUAUGUUUACAUACAUUGUUAUUGUAAAGCUACCAUGUUCAGAAGUCAGGACUUUGACAACCGUGAUUUUCUAUCUCUUUUGUGUAUGAUAGCGUUGUAACAAGUGCGAAUAGUACACAAGAAACCAUGGCGUUUAAUGACAUUACUAUUUAAUUUAUCCAUAUAUCAUUUGUCGGCUACUCUAUUGACAGUCAAUUACUAUAUGAAUUUUUGCUAAUUAAAAUAUGUUUGCAAUACAAUAAAUGUAAUAUUGUCGAUAAAAACGAUUCUAGCAUAUAAAACACGAGUGUUUUGAAUAACAUUCCUACAAAAUAUGUUAUCAGAAAAGAAAAAAUGACGCUUUAUUUUCGCAGUGUGCGUAAACGAUUUUGCACUUGUAUCAUUUGGUUUUAUUGUGAGAAAUAAAUAAUAAAAAUGAGGUGCUGUGUUCCCAAUUGCAAGAAUGAUUCGCGACAUAUAUCCAAGUCACAGGGAAUUACAUUUCAUACAUUUCCCACCGAGCCUGCACUGCGCACAGCAUGGCUCAAAGCUCUCGGCAAAGAGACGUGGGAGCCCAAAGAAAGAAGUGCAGUUUGCUCUGAACAUUUUCUAUGCGACGACGUGUAUGAGACUGAAGGUGGACUGCGGAGGGUCAGAACGGGUGCGGUGCCUCUGAUUCUACAGGAUUCCAAUGUCUGCGAUUCUUAUAGAGAGCCUGUUGGUUUGAAGGUGUGUAGAAUAUGUCUUGAUAUAGAUGCGAAGUUAAUACCAUUAAAAUCAUAUCAAUUAGAACAAGCAUAUGAAAAUCUAACUGGAUUGUCGCUGUGCACAGAAGAUAGAUUGCCGCAGAAGUUGUGCACGGAGUGUGUGCAAAGACUCGUAAACUGUGAUAAGUUUCGCCUAAAAUGUCUAAGAUCUAACUCUUUACUUCUAGAAGUUAUCAAGAAACAGAACUUUUUAACAGAAGAAAAUAUAAAAACGAUCAAUCGAGACAAUACCCUUCUUAGAACUAAAUUAACGAGAACUCAGUUUGAACCGAAUCACUGCGACUUCUACAUAGAAUAUACAGAACCACAACCAAUUAUAGAAGAGAAACAAUGUGAGAUUGAAAUCAAAGAGGAAAACGAAAUCUUCUUAAGUGAAGAUAUUCACGACAAAACUGAUUUAAACGUCCUAUACGAAGAAAAUAAAGAAUUUUCCGACAAAGAAUUUGGUUUGGACAACGACAAUAUUUAUUCUUCAGACGAUAACCUACCUCUAGAGAUAUGCAAGACCAAGAAAGCCAAGAAGAGAAAGAUAAAAGAGAAGAAGCCACUAAAAGAUGUUAAAAAAGUUAAAAAAUCUAAGGAGAUUGUCGAACCGAAAAUCGAUAGGAGACGGAAGCCAUUCUUGAACGAUGAUCUAAACGAGACGCUAUUCACAAUCACUGAUUUGUCUUUUGAGGAGCAGAUAGCAGAAAUUGUGAAACGACAGGAGAGUUCGAAUUAUAAGAAUUCAGUGUUUAAAUGCACUAAUUGUUUUAAAGGGUUCCUAGACGAAGAUGCAUAUAAUAGUCAUAUUAUUAGACAUACCAAUCAAUGUGGCGAACAUGAAUGUGAAAUAUGCAAGACGCAUUUUAAGCACCCCCAUGCGUUACGGAAGCAUAUAACUGCGCACCACACGCAAAGAUUUAGCUGCAAGCAGUGUACGUAUGUGACGACGCACAGACAGACGGCCAGACUACAUGAACGAUGGCAUAAAGGCACCAAGUACAGGUGUCCUCACUGUCAAGAUGAAUUCGUUAAAUUUACGACAUAUAUGGGUCAUAUACGAAUCAAGCAUCCUUCGGAUUUCGUGUGUGAACUAUGUGGGUAUUCCUUCGUCAGCGCUAAAGGCAUAGAACUGCAUAAGAAGCUGAAACAUCGACUUGAUGAUGCACAAAUCCCUGAAGACGGUCCGUUAUGCGAGCUCUGUAAUGUACGUUUUAUAUCGUCUGAGGCGCAUAAACGACACCUCAGCGUUUCAGCCAGACAUAAUACGGGAACAGACAAAGACUCAAGAGAAUCAAAUAAACCCAAAAAGGGGCGUAAAUCUAAAGAAAUGAAAGAAAAUGAAAGAAGGUCGCGGGAUAAGGACAAAGAUAGUGAUGAAAAGAGACGCAUGUAUCCCAGUCAGAUGAGGAAAGCUGAAGGACCUAUACCUUGCGAACAGUGUGGUUUACAACUAGAAGAUUCAAGAGCCUACCACGGCCACUUCAGACGUAUGCAUCCGGACAAGAAUCGAACCAACUACCCGUCUAUGAAGUCGCCGUGCAUGUGUGAAGUGUGCGGUAGAAUGUUCCAAAGUUACGCCCUCCUAAAAGAUCAUACAUGGGUCCAUACAGGCGAGAGACCAUUUAAAUGUGAUUCCUGCGGCAAAUCGUUCAGAAUGAAACAAAGACUAGUGGCGCAUAGACGCGUACACAGUCAGGUGCGCGCUAGCUAUGUUUGCGCGCUCUGUGGGAAGCAUUUCUCCACGCAUAGCAAUAGGCAGAGGCAUAUGUUUAUACACACGGGCCUGAAACCGUUCAAAUGUGAGAUGUGUGGCAAAGGGUUCAAGCAUGCGAGUGAGAAACGCGCGCAUAUCACUUAUGUGCAUUUAAAGAAACCCUGGCCUAAACGAGCUCGGGGCAAGAGGAGACCUGACACUAGACAGGGCCAGUUACCCCAACCAGGCCAAGAUAUGGACCUCCAGAACCCCAUGUGGCCUCCCUGUGAUCCCAAAAUGAAUGAUAUGGGACCCCUAAUAGACGAUAAGCCAAUUUAUUAUAAUUUGAAAAUAUGAUUUUUUGUUUUAACUUCAUAUAUUUCAUACAGUCGUUAGACAUACUAGGAUUGUCUCGUGUCGUGUGUAUUGUCAAAGGUCAAAAGUCCACUGCCACCGUAAGACUACUAUCGGUUGCGCUGCAGCGCUUAUAUACAUGCGCAUGCAUACUUGUAUCGUAUGCGUCCGCACACGUGUGUAUGCACAUUAAUAUGAAAUUACUUACGCAUUGCAGUGUGAACAUCACUCACGGUGCCAUUGGACUUUUGACCUU